Messenger RNA from Gryllus bimaculatus (two-spotted cricket), 3076 nucleotides. The record is from the annotation of a GenBank genome assembly. NCBI's taxonomy places the organism in Eukaryota, Metazoa, Arthropoda, Insecta, Orthoptera, Gryllidae.
AUGGAUGAUGCAAAAACAGUUCAUAAAUUGACAAAAUCUACCACAAUUUUGGAUGCUGUGGGUUGGAUGGAAAGUGUUCGGAAUGAAGUAAUGCCUGAAACAAUAAGAAAUUGUUUUAUAAACUGCGGAAUUGGAAGUGCUGAUUUGACUGAAGAAACAGUUCUUGAAAGAAAAUAUGGUUCAUUUUCUGAAGAUCUCCGCCUUCAAAUGGUACAAGAGGCGAAAAAAAUGUUUUACUUUGGUUAUGACAAUUACAUGAUACAUGCAUUCCCUUUGGAUGAGUUGAACCCAAUUUUAUGUUCUGGUAGAGGGCCUGAUUAUGAUAAUCCAUCUAACAUCAAUAUAAAUGAUAUUUUGGGAGAUUAUUGCCUUACAUUAGUGGAUUCAUUGGAUACAUUGGCAAUUAUUGGAAAUGUAACAGCCUUCCAGGAAGCAGUUACAGAAGUUGUUCGUACAGUCAACUUUGAUAAAGAUAAUGUAGUCCAAGUUUUUGAAGUGAACAUCAGGAUCAUAGGUGCAUUGUUAUCUGCUCAUUUGUUGAUGAUGGACCCUAAACAACCAUUUGGAGACCUUAAGCCAUCAUGGUAUGAUGGUGAACUCUUGCAUUUAGCCCACGAUUUAGCAUCACGGUUGCUGCCUGCAUUUGAAUUAAGCCCUACAGGAAUUCCGUUUCCUAGAGUGAAUUUGAGACGUGGGCUGCCUCCUCAUAGUGUUUCAGAAACUUGCACUGCUGGUGCAGGUUCUUUGGUUUUAGAAUUUGGACUCUUGAGUCGGUUGCUUGGAGAUCCGGUUUAUGAAGGUUAUGCUCGGAGAGCCAAUAAAGUGCUGUGGAAUUCCAGAUCUAAGAGUACAGGACUCUUGGGCAAUGUAAUAGACUCAAAAUCUGGUGAAUGGUUAGGCCGUCUCAGCGGUUUAGGUGCAGGAUUGGAUUCUUUCUAUGAAUAUCUUCUGAAAUCAUACAUCAUGUUUGGUGAACCAGAUGAUUACAAAAUGUUUUCUGAAGCAUAUAAUACCAUCAAAAUGUAUAUGAGGCGAGGGAGACCACAUUGCAACAAAGGGUCAGGUGAUCACCCACUAUAUGUGAAUGUUGACAUGCUGAGUGGUGCAGUGCAUACAUCCUGGAUUGACUCCUUACAGGCAGCCUUUGCUGGAAUCCAGGUUCUUCAUGGUGAUGUAGAGGAAGCAAUUUGUGUUCAUGCAUUGUAUUAUGCUUUAUGGAAAGUUUAUGGUGUGUUACCUGAACGGUGGGACUGGCAAAGACUUUCUGCAGAUGUUGCUUUUUAUCCACUUCGUCCUGAAUUAGUAGAAUCUACUUAUUUAUUGUAUCAGGCUACAAAGAGCCCAUUUUAUCUCCACGUUGGCCGAGAAAUUUUGGAAAGUCUGAAUAAUUAUACAAGAACAAAAUGUGGUUAUGCAACCGUACACAGUGUCGUUGAUAAAAGUCUGGAAGAUAGAAUGGAGAGCUUCUUCUUGAGUGAAACGUGCAAGUACUUGUACCUGCUUUUCGAUAAAGACAAUUAUGUCAAUAAACACUUUGGCCGCUUUGUGUUCAGUACAGAGGGGCAUUUAUUUCCUAUUGAUGCCGUCUUCCGUAAUAAAAUUUGGCAGAAUGGAGGUGGUCCCAAUGUUGAUUAUGUAACAAAUGCUACUUGUGAAGCUGUGGAUGCAGAAAGGACAUAUUUUCUUCCAAUUAAGAGCAGAUAUCUGGUGCAAAUCAGUAAAACUCUUGGUCUCCAGGAAUACUAGUUAUAAAGUUUAUAAUACCUCUUUGGAUUUUAAUAUUAGGAGUGAAUCAUUUCACUUUUGUAAUAGAAUAAAUAAGCAAUAUUUUGUCUCUCAGAUGUUGUUAUUGAAGCAUUUAUAAAUGUACAAACCAAAUAAAAUGUAAAGUGUUAGGAAAUUAUUUUUCUAUUUCAUAUGUUAUUAAGAAAGAGUUUGGUAUUAUAUUUAUGAUUAGAAAAUACUAUUACUGCAAUAUUACACUUGGUUGCAGGGACAGAGUUCUUAGGAAAUAAUGCACAUCACUCUCGAUUAAAUUUGGAGUAGAGAAUAUGUGAUUUAGCACCAUUGUAACAAUGAAAUUUUUUAGAGAUGUGCUUUUCCAAUUGUUCAAAACAAACAAGUGAAAUCUUCCAGGACGAAAUUAGACAAUUUUCAAGUGCCUUUUGUAUCGGAAAUGGAAAAGUGAAUAAUAUUUUGUAAAAUAAAAAAUCAAAAAAUGAGUAUUUUUAUGAAAAAUUCAGCAUGUUUUUGAUAUUUAUUACAUCCAAUCAAAGAUUAUUGAGAAUCAUGUAAGUAUAUUGUAAUCUUUAAAGAGAACUGAAAAUAUUUCUAAAAAUUUUGGAGAUUGAAUUUUGUGCAUGUGUGUGAAUAUUGUUCAGUUUGCAUGCAUUUGUAGAUACUCUAGCAGCAAAUUGGAAGAUGGCUUGACACUAGUAAUGCAACAUUGACAAGAAACAAUCGAUGUUCAAAAUCAAAACAUUAAUGUUAAUACAUCGGUCAAAACCCAACGAUGUUUUUAAACAUCCGUUUUAAAGUUGGUUUAGUAACCUCUAACUUUCUCGUACUUUAAAUUUGUGCGCAAGAAAAUUUAAUUGAAAACGGCCAUGCUUACUCAUUUAUAAUUAAAAUUUAACUGAAAACAAAGUUACACAUCAUCUCACCAUGUGCAAAAUACAGGAAAGACGAGGCCAUCAGAGUCUUCUCGAGUAAGGGAUGGUGGUCUGUUAGAUGAAGAUAGAACAAACCGAUUUUGUUUCGAUCAAAUACAAACAGAUAUUUUUACUAUCAGUUAUGAUUUAUUGUUUUAACUUUUACAAAAUUGUGAUUAUGGACAUCUUUCAUCCAUGAAUACACAUCGAUGUUUUGAAAACAUUAACAGUGAUGUCACAUCCCUGCUUGACACAUUCUGAAAAUAAGAUGUUUAUUCUUUGACUUUCUUUCCUCUAUAGUAUCCUUAGAAAUUUUUGCCGUGAAUACUGGGUAACUGCAAAUGUCUGUGCACCAAAAGACAUCAUCAUAUGCACCCUGAACAAGAAUAUAAAAAUGUUUGUGCAAUAAAUUAAUCAGAAUGCAG